UGGCGCUAUUCGGGGCAGAGGAUAAAGCUACUAUCAACGCCUUAAAGCUCUCCAUUUCACUCUGUUUGGAUACCGAGAAAAUUGAAAAGGAAAAUGGCGCAGACCCUGGCGAUGCCCGUUGCACCUUCUGUCUCCUUUGUAUGCAACAAAAUAAGCUCCAUGUCUCUCUACAACACUGCUUCCCUCCCUGUUUCAAACCCUCCGAAGCAGCGUAGUCUAAGCAUUGUAUGUGUUCGUGUUGGUGGAGUGGAGAUUCCGAACAACAAGAGAGUGGAAUUCUCUCUGCAGUACAUCCAUGGAAUUGGUCGCACAAGGGCUCGUAAAAUCCUCUGUGAUCUCGAAAUGGAGAACAAAAUCACCAAAGAGUUGUCCGAGGAUGAACUCAUUACACUUCGUGAUGAAGUCUCCAAGUAUAUGAUUGAAGGGGACUUGAGGCGGUUCAAUGCUCUUAACAUAAGGCGAUUGAAAGAGAUUCAAUGCUACCGAGGGAUUCGUCAUAUUCAGGGAUUGCCUUGUAGAGGGCAGCACACGAAGAACAACUGUCGGACUUUGAAGGGUAAGAGGGUUGCUAUUGCUGGUAAGAAGAAAGCUCCUCGUUAGUCUCGUAACUGCUUUUGUUUCAAUGAAGUGAUCUUGUGUUGAAUUUUAAGUUUGUUUCAAAAUGAAUACAUUGUAGAUUUAUAGUACAAUAUGAUUCGAUUCGGUAUUGAAAUUGGAUUUGCUAUCUCCAUAAGGCAUAAUUAGUGCAAGCAGUUUUCAAUUUUAUGUUCCUGCUUUCAUGG
Molecule: messenger RNA, 782 nt
Organism: Hibiscus syriacus
Lineage: Eukaryota; Viridiplantae; Streptophyta; Magnoliopsida; Malvales; Malvaceae
Product: 30S ribosomal protein S13, chloroplastic-like
Exons: 3
Coding region: 94-600 (168 amino acids)
Biological process (GO): translation
Cellular component (GO): ribosome; mitochondrion; small ribosomal subunit
Molecular function (GO): structural constituent of ribosome; RNA binding
Source: RefSeq, a predicted model, not a curated record